GUCAACAGUAUUAAGGCAACUGCAGGCAACUGUUGAUAAUAAAAGAGGAAAUUACGGUAGGGGACACAUCGCUCUAUUCACAAGAGUCUUUCAAGACACACGAUUCUCCAAACAGACACACUGUGUGUGUUGGGAUUUUAGUUCGAAACGAGCGGUUUGAGGGAAAGCUUCUCGCCGGUAAAUCAAUAAUAAUCAACGUAGUAAAAAAAAAAAUGGAUUCAAUUUCACUAGUUCGCGAGUGUUUAUUAUCAAAAAAACGAGUACUUCCUGGAAAUCCUUUUAUUACAAGACCCUGGCUAGAGGAUAAAGCCCUGGCGGCAACACCCAGUGGAAAUAUAGGAGUUAAAGGAAUCAUUGCUGGUGGAAUAACGGGUGGAAUUGAAAUUUGCAUAACAUAUCCAACUGAAUAUGUGAAAACACAAUUACAAUUGGAUGGUAAGGCAGGCGCUGGAAAGGAGUAUUCAGGAAUAUGGGAUUGCGUUACGAAAACAGUGAAAAAUCGUGGUUUCUUUGGACUUUAUCGUGGCCUAUCUGUUUUACUCUAUGGCUCUAUUCCCAAAUCUGCUGUUCGUUUUGGAGCAUUUGAAAGUGUUAAACAGCAAAUUGUUGAUGAAAAUGGACAACUCACUGCACAGAAACGUCUUUUAGCUGGCCUCAGCGCAGGAAUUUGCGAAGCUAUUUUUGCCGUAACACCCAUGGAAACGGUUAAAGUAAAAUUUAUCAAUGAUCAAAGAUCAGCGAAUCCAAGAUUCCGAGGUUUUGUUCACGGUGUCGGUAUUAUUCUUCGUGAAAAUGGUUUCAAAGGAGUAUACCAGGGUUUGGUACCAACAAUGCUUAAGCAAGGAAGUAAUCAAGCGAUUCGAUUUUUCACUGUCGAAACAUUGAAGGAAUGGUACAAAGGCGAUGACAAGAGUAAACCAGUCCCAAAACUCGUUGUCGGUGUCUUUGGAGCAAUUGCUGGCGCUGCUUCUGUCUUUGGAAACACUCCUAUCGACGUUGUAAAAACGAGAAUGCAGGGUUUGGAAGCGUCGAAAUACAAAAACAGUUGGGAUUGUACAGUACAAAUUUGGAAGAAAGAAGGACCAAUGGCCUUCUAUAAAGGAACCGUUCCCAGGCUCGGUCGUGUUUGUCUAGACGUUGCAAUUACAUUCAUGAUUUACGAUUCGUUUAUGGAUCUCUUCAACAAAGUUUGGCCUUAAAAAACAAAUUUAUGCCUUAACUAUUUGUCUAAAAAAAAAGAAAAAGAAAGAGAAAACGUUAACACUGCAAAUUUGUUAACCGAAUACAGAAUCCAGACAAAAGUGCAAUUUUUUCCUGAUAUUCAGGUUCGUUAAACUAAAAAAGAAAAUGAAAAUAAAAAUACAAAGGACUGAUUUAUGAAAUUGGAAAAAAAGAAAAUUUUCAAAUUCGCACAAAUGAAAAAAGAACAAAAAAAAAAAUUGGUCAAACAUAAUUUUCCAUUUUUUCGAACUAUUUUGAAAAUUUUCCAUUUUUUAAAACAAAGAAAUAAUAAAAUUCAACGAAAAAUUGUCGGCACUGUGCCAAAAUUACAAAGGUCAGAUAAUAGCGUGUAUAUAGAUAAUCACGAUACUAUUGUAUCGUCAUUAUAAAAAAAGAGUGCGAAAAUAUUUUUUUCACGCUUUGCAGGACUAACAAUUUCUACUAUUUUCACUCUCUAUAUAUUAACCGACUAAAAAUUUUUAAAUUCUGCCUUUGGUUUUUGCAAUUCCUGUUUCGUCUUUUUUUUUGUACUAUUCACAAUAAUAAUUAAUUAAUAAUUAAUAUUUCUAUUAAUUAAAUGAACUAAUAAUCAAAUAAUUAUAAUUAUAAUAAUUAUUAAUUAUAAUUAAUUCCUCAGAGAGGAAGAAUUGUAUAUUAGUUAAUUAAUUAAUUAAAAUUGUAAAUAUUUACCUACAUUUUUAAAACAAUUUAUUUUCAAUUGUCAACGAAUAUUUAUUAUUAAUUUUUAAUUAAUCGCAAUGUAUUAUAGAAAAAUCGUCACAAACUGUUAUUCUAGAUAUUUAUAUGGUUUUUUUUUAGAAAAAAAACCGAAGGCAUUUGCAUUCAAAAAGAAUUGAAAAGUUUUAUCAUAAUUUUUUGUUGAAAAAUUAUUACACGCAUGAUUAUUUAUUGUACAAUGAAUUGUUUCUUACAACGUUCAUUCCAACGAUCAUUCCAAUUUAAAGUUUUUUAUUAAUAAUAUAGAAAAUAUUUUAUACUCCAAUAUUGAAUUCCGUUAAAUCGAAUCUUUGUUUAUAUGUGAGGACAGAUUAAUAGAAUUGUGUACUACUAAAAUUGUUAUCACCGUUGUUAAAUAGAUUAUAAUUUAUUAUUUUAAUUUCAGAAGAAAAAAUAUAUAUCAAUUUGUGUGA
Molecule: messenger RNA, 2372 nt
Organism: Leptopilina heterotoma
Lineage: Eukaryota; Metazoa; Arthropoda; Insecta; Hymenoptera; Figitidae
Product: putative tricarboxylate transport protein, mitochondrial
Exons: 4
Coding region: 213-1199 (328 amino acids)
Biological process (GO): mitochondrial citrate transmembrane transport
Source: RefSeq, a predicted model, not a curated record